Messenger RNA from Perkinsus marinus ATCC 50983, 1473 nucleotides. Its product is annotated as o-linked n-acetylglucosamine transferase, ogt, putative. The record is from RefSeq and is a predicted model, not a curated record. NCBI's taxonomy places the organism in Eukaryota, Perkinsozoa, Perkinsida, Perkinsidae. Bases 1 to 1473 code for a protein of 490 amino acids. The transcript has a single exon. Gene Ontology annotation, molecular function: protein binding.
AUGUUGCAUCGACAGGGCGAAUUCGCUAAGGAAUUGCCGACUCUUGGUACGGCGAUUGCUCUGGUGGAUGGGAAUGUUAAUAGCAGAGUUAAGGGAGCUCUGUGGGCAGCUAAAGCGGAGUGUUACCGACUUCUUGACGACUGGGCUGACUGCAAAACGGCUAUGGAGAAAGCGGUUGACCUCGACCCGUCUAAUAAAGAAUACCUUCAUAGACUGGGGGCUAUAUAUGGGGUAGCUGGCCGAGAUCUUGAAAAAGCAGUGAACUUGUGCAAAAUAUCUGGCGAAGCGGAGGCGUUUAAUACUGCUGGUAUCUUUUUACGUGAUAUUGGACUAACACGAUCGGCCAUUGCUUCCUUUGAGGACUGCUUGAAAGCUGAGCCGGAUCACCGUCAUGCCUCACACAGUAGACUCAUGAGCCUCAACUAUCUCCCUCAGAGGGAUGGCGGCUUGUGGGUGGCCAAGGAGCAUCGCAAGUGGGGGGAGUCUGUUGUGGCUAGGGUCGCUGAGGAAGUUGACAGGAAGACCAUUUUCAGCGCGGACGUUAGUCGAAAGAAUCCCGCAGGCUCAGGCAAGAUUAGAAUCGGCUACGUGUCGCCUGACUUGCGAGGCCAUUCUGUGAGUUAUUUCGUGGAUGGUCUUUUCCGAUGCCAUGACCCAGCUAAGGUGGAGGUCUAUGCUUAUCACGACUCGGCAGUGAAUGAUGCGGUGACUCGGAGACUGCGGGGAUAUAUAGAAAGGCACUCUGAAUGGAAAUGGGUGGACGUGCACGAUAUGGACGAUCGUCAAUUGGCUCGGCAGAUUUGGGAGGAUCAUAUUGACGUUUUGGUCGACCUCGCUGGACACUCUGGUAACAACCGCCUUUUGGUCUUCGCAGUGAAGCCAGCGCCGUGUACUGUUACUUACAUUGGUUAUCCUAAUACGACUGGCCUGCCCAAUAUGGACUUUCGAUUGGUUGAUGAGGUUACUGAUCCUAUAGAGUCUUCGGGCAACGGUUAUAGUGAACAGCUAGUCCGCUUACCUCACUGUUUUCUGUGUUAUUCCCCUCCUGAAAAUGUCCCCGAGUGUGUGUUGGAAGCCCCUCAACGACGCACUGGUGGAACUGCCACCUUCGGCAGCUUCAACACUUUAGCCAAACUGUCUGACGACACUGUACGGGUCUGGGCUCAAAUACUGCGAGAGGUUCCAAACUCGCGGUUGAUGCUGAAAUCGAAAGCCCUCGCUUCGACAGUUGCUGUGGAGAGGCUCAACCGGCUGUUCGCAGAGGAGGGUGUUCCCUCGACUCGGCUGGACUUGUUAGGGAUGACGCCAUCGACUUCAACUCAUUUGGGCAUGUACGGUGAAAUUGACGUUUGCCUGGACCCAUGGCCUUACGCUGGGACUACUACAAGUGCUGACGCUAUGUUUAUGGGAGUGCCAGUAGUGACACUGGCACUGAAGAUGCAUGCCAUUCACAAAGGGUUACUGCUAGCUUAG